Echinostoma caproni is the source of this 1239-nucleotide messenger RNA. Lineage: Eukaryota; Metazoa; Platyhelminthes; Trematoda; Plagiorchiida; Echinostomatidae. The record is from the annotation of a GenBank genome assembly.
AUGGCGUUCAGGUAUCGUAUGUUGGAGAAUCCCAGUGGACCGUCGACCACCACCACUAUUUGUCCACGAAUUGCCCCAAUGGGUGUGUUCGAGAACAACACGGUGCACAGUCAAGGCUGGUUCGCUUUGUGGAUUCACGAAGACUAUUUCCCGACAACGGACGGAGUAUGUGGUUCAACCCGAUGGGACAAAGCUGUGUUUCGUCAACUAUUCGCUUGGAAUAAUGGUAAAGGUCCGGAGUGUGUCAACUGCGGUGGCGUACAAUUUCAGGACAUGUUACUGGUCAACAAUGUCGAGGCAGGGAUUGAGGGAAAAAUUCUGAAACUCGGUAAUUUGUACGAUCCGAUGACCGGACCAUUAUACAAAAAUGUCUAUGUGGUCGCACAUGAGGACAGUUUGACACCCACCGGCGAUCGAUGCAACUCACGUGCGGUGAUUCCACCAUGGUCUCCGGGACUGCGAAUAGAGAAUAUGAUCAUGCGUAACUUUAACGGACCAAAUUGCACCGCUUUGUUCGGGACAGUGAUCACGUGCCUUUGCACCGAGCUUUGCGGUGGUUACGAGUAUCGUAUACGAAAUAUUACUUGGGAAAACACGAACAACCGGGCAGAGUUUCGUUGGGCAUCAGAUGUGUUGUUCCGGGAUGAAGAUAGUUCAAUGGUAGCUGGAAUCACCGGUCUAAGGCCGAUGAAUGGAGCGCUGAUCAUGCCAUACGCACCACAUUUGCCCAGUUCCAAAUGCGGACCGACUGCUCCGGGAGCUGGGGAUUUGGGCCCCGCGUACGGACAGGGAACGGUCCGAGGUGUGCGCUGUUUACCGGAGGUUACCGCGAUUCGCUAUUCAGUCGGUCAGCUUUCACCGUCCCAAGGAGUUGGUGGCAAUAUGACAGUCACUUUGCUCAAAGGCAAUACUCAAGACGUUCCGUUCAAGUCUCGUGGUUUGACUGAGCCUAAUGGUUGGAUGACCACCCUGGUAAACAAUUACACCUUCGAAGUUGGAUGGCGUAACGCACCUGCUUUCACCAAUUUGAGUUACGUGGCCCAUGUGGAGAACUUCCGUCCAGGAGAUUAUGUUAUCGUCCGUCAUAGUGGCUUUGCAAAACAACCGGAUCGUGUUCAAGUUCUGGCCAAUCAAAAACCGAUAGCUCCUCCUACGGUGCCUUUGAAUCCGGCUAUCAACGAGACCGGAAGUGUUUACUUUAACGCUACCGGAAAAUAUGUGGAGUAUUUGCGUAAGUGA